Messenger RNA from Gossypium arboreum, 1713 nucleotides. RefSeq names its product chaperone protein dnaJ A6, chloroplastic-like. Lineage: Eukaryota; Viridiplantae; Streptophyta; Magnoliopsida; Malvales; Malvaceae. Gene Ontology annotation, cellular component: cytoplasm. The transcript is spliced from 9 exons. Gene Ontology annotation, molecular function: ATP binding; heat shock protein binding. The record is from RefSeq and is a predicted model, not a curated record. Bases 111 to 1451 code for a protein of 446 amino acids. Gene Ontology annotation, biological process: response to heat; protein refolding.
AAGAAGGGGGGGUUCCUUCUCAGUGAGAGCAAAUCGCUUUGGAGCCAAACAAGCGUGCUAAAGGCCAUUCAGCAUAAAGUUAUAAUUCAGGUUCUCUACCCUCAUAUUGGAUGGCCAUUAUACCAUGUGGAAGUACAUUUGUUGCCCAGUGGCAUAUUCGUCCUCAGUUGACUACACGAUCUUAUGUCCCAAACCGAAUAAUGACAGCCAGAUUGGGAGUCACAAGUACAAUGAGUUAUUUGAGAGCCUCAAAUUCAGGCUUAUUUGCACGUGAUUCCUUACCGUUAUUAUCCUUUGUGAGGCCAUCUCAAACAUCACAUCAUUGUAGGGGAGCACGGUUCAUUGUUAGAGCUGAAACUGAUUAUUAUACUGUCCUUGGGGUGUCAAGAAAUGCAAGUAAAUCUGAAAUUAAAAGUGCUUAUCGUAAGCUUGCUCGAAGUUAUCAUCCAGAUGUGAACAAAGAUCCUGGGGCAGAGACGAAGUUCAAGGAAAUUAGCAAUGCAUAUGAGGUCUUGUCAGAUGAUGAGAAGCGAUCUCUGUAUGACAAAUAUGGGGAGGCUGGACUUAAAGGCGCUGGUAUGGGAAUGGGGGAUUUUAGCAAUCCUUUUGAUCUGUUUGAGUCGCUAUUCGAGGGCAUGGGGAGUAUGGGCGGCAUGGGCGGCAUGGGCAUGGGUGGACGAAGUUCCAGGAAUAGAGCUGUUGAUGGGCAGGAUGAAUAUUACAGUCUUGUAUUGAAUUUCAAGGAAGCAGUUUUUGGAGUUGAGAAAGAAAUUGAGAUAACCCGACUAGAAAGCUGUGGAACAUGCAAUGGUUCAGGUGCAAAACCUGGAACAACACCAUCCAAAUGUACCACAUGUGGUGGCCAAGGACAGGUUAUCUCAUCUGCAAGGACUCCAUUGGGUGUCUUCCAGCAGGUAAUGACAUGUUCUUCUUGUGGGGGGACGGGGGAAAUUUCUACCCCAUGCAAUACUUGUUCUGGUGAUGGGCGGGUAAGGAGAACGAAGAGGAUUAGUUUGAAAGUGCCAGCUGGUGUGGAUUCCGGUAGUCGUUUAAGGGUCCGGUCUGAAGGAAAUGCAGGAAGGAGAGGUGGGUCUGCUGGUGAUCUCUUUGUCGUCAUUGAAGUUAUCCCAGACCCUGUCCUCAAACGUGAUGAUACCAACAUAUUGUACACCUGCAAGGUGUCGUAUAUAGACGCAAUUCUGGGAACAACAAUCAAGGUUCCGACUGUUGAUGGUAUGGUUGAUUUGAAGAUUCCAGCCGGAACCCAGCCAAACACCACCCUAGUAAUGGCCAAGAAAGGUGUUCCUGUUCUAAAUAAAACCAACAUGAGGGGAGAUCAGUUGGUCCGCGUCCAAGUUGAAAUUCCGAAAAGAUUGAGCAGUGAAGAGAAGAAGCUUAUUGAGGAGCUUGCAGACUUGAGCAAGGGCAAGACAGCAAGCAGUAGGAGAUAGUUUUUGGGUCUUUUGUAUGUAUAGGACCAAUAUAGCACACUGUUAGCCCCAGAAACUAUAUUCACUGUCUAGUGUGUGCAGCUUCUGAAGUUGGAACUACUACACUGCAUGCGAAAACAAAUUUUGCAGUUCUGAAAUUGUUGAACUACGAAAUCUGAAAGUGGCUAAAAUUUGGAGUCGUAGGUAAGGUAAAGAUUAAAUUGUGAUAGCUUUGUCCCAUAUAAAUGAAUUUUCGAUGGAAGAGGAGAUGGAUGUUAUAAAA